This is a messenger RNA of Chlorocebus sabaeus (green monkey), 3852 nucleotides long. The record is from RefSeq and is a predicted model, not a curated record. Lineage: Eukaryota; Metazoa; Chordata; Mammalia; Primates; Cercopithecidae.
ACACCACUGGGCCCGGGACGCGCCGGCAGUGGCGGUGACUCCAGGGCUGCGGCGCCGACUCCAGGGCUGCGGCGCGUACCGCCCGCCCCGCUCGCAGAGCCCGGCCGCCGCGCGUCGUCCGCACACGCUGCCACCGCCAUGGGCUCCUGAGGCUAGCUUGUCACUUACUGCAAGGGUUUCCCUCAGGGAGCCUCCUGCUGCUGGGCACCAUGACAGUGAGGGGGGCUGUGCUGGCCCCAGAUCCAGCGUCGCCCACGACCGCAGCAGCCUCGCCCAGCAUCUCCGUGAUCCCCGAGGGCAGCCCCACUGCCAUGGAGCAGCCUGUGUUCCUGAUGACAACUGCCGCUCAGGCCAUCUCUGGCUUCUUCGUGUGGACGGCCCUGCUCAUCACAUGCCACCAGCCCAGGUCUCAGCUGGGCCAAGUGUGAUGUCAUGAGAGCUGGGACGAGACACCCAGGGGCUGCCGGGACUGAGGACCGUGGUAGAGCAGCUCUUGGCAUUUAUCUACAUGCAUCUGCGCUGCUACAGCUGCCCCAACGAGCAGCGCUACAUCGUACGCAUCCUCUUCAUCGUGCCCAUCUACGCCUUUGACUCCUGGCUCAGCCUCCUCUUCUUCACCAACGACCAAUACUACGUGUACUUCGGCACCGUCCGCGACUGCUACGAGGGCUCCUCCCUGUUGCCACACACGGCUGUGGCUCUUUCACCUCCAUUGCCGUUUAGAAUCCCAGCAUCUGUGGACCCAUUCUGCUGUUUUGACUGGUUUCCCCUGGACACUGUUUUCACAGCCUUGGUCAUCUAUAAUUUCCUGAGCCUGUGCUAUGAGUACCUAGGAGGAGAAAGUUCCAUCAUGUCGGAGAUCAGAGGAAAACCCAUUGAGUCCAGCUGUGUGUAUGGCACCUGCUGCCUCUGGGGAAAGACUUACUCCAUCGGAUUUCUGCGGUUCUGCAAACAGGCCACCCUGCAGUUCUGUGUGGUGAAGCCACUCAUGGCGGUCAGCACUGUGGUCCUCCAGGCCUUCGGCAAGUACCGGGAUGGGGACUUUGAUGUCACCAGCGGCUACCUCUACGUGACCAUCAUCUACAACAUCUCCGUCAGCCUGGCCCUCUACGCCCUCUUCCUGUUCUACUUUGCCACCCGGGAGCUGCUCAGCCCCUACAGCCCCGUCCUCAAGUUCUUCAUGGUCAAGUCUGUCAUCUUUCUCUCCUUCUGGCAAGGCAUGCUCCUGGCCAUCCUGGAGAAGUGUGGGGCCAUCCCCAAAAUCCACUCGGCCCGCGUGUCGGUGGGCGAGGGCACUGUGGCUGCUGGCUACCAGGACUUCAUCAUCUGUGUGGAGAUGUUCUUUGCAGCCCUGGCCCUGCGGCACGCCUUCACCUACAAGGUCUAUGCUGACAAGAGACUGGACGCACAAGUGCCAACAUACGGCCCUUACGGCCGCUGCGCCCCCAUGAAGAGCAUCUCCAGCAGCCUCAAGGAGACCAUGAGCCCGCAUGACAUCGUGCAGGACGCCAUCCACAACUUCUCACCCGCCUACCAGCAGUACACGCAGCACUCCACCCUGGAGCCUGGGCCUGCCUGGCGUGGUGGCGCCCAUGGCCUAUCCCGCUCCCACAGCCUCAGUGGCGCCCGCGACAACGAGAAGACUCUCCUGCUCAGCUCUGAUGAUGAGUUCUAGGUGCGGGCUGUGGUGGCAGAAGUGCUGGCGCCGUAGCCAUGGUCAGGCUGUGCCCCACCUCCAGCCACACCACCAGGCCAGGAGGCAGCUGGCACAGCACUCACGCCGCCAUUUAUUUAUUGGACCAGAAACACUCACAUGUCACUUCCAGAGGAACUGGGGACAGCCAGGCUUGCCCAUGGGCCUUCAGGAAUAUUUAUAUACGGCCCAGCCUGCACUGCCCGGGCGAGGGCAGAGGACACUGGGAGCAAGGCUCAUGCCCCUGCUGCCCAUCCUGUGCUGGGGGCAUGCUGGGACCAGCCGCGCCCAGGCCCCAGUGCUUGUGUGUGGACCAGCGGCUGCAGCCUUCUAGCCCCUUCUCCCCGCGAGACUCUCAGGCUGAGGUCGGCAAGCCGUGGCCCACACACACACCGUGCAAUACCCUGUCUGAGCUGGGCUCUUCCCGCCUGCAUCCUCCCCUGUCCACCUUUGUCCAGUGCUAGAUUCACCUCACCCCGGGCAGGAGCGGGGAUGUGGGCGCUCUGUGGUCCUCCCCUCCUGACCUCCCUGGCAUGCUGCAAGGAUCAGAGCCAGACACCAGGAGGCACAGGCCCCACCCAGAAAGGGCAUUCAGGGGCCUCUGGGCACCACUUCUGUUGAAGCAGGGGCUUCUGGGCCCCUGGGUGUCCCCGCCUAUCAUGGCCACACCUCUGCCUGCCUCAUGCCCCUUCCCCCUGGCCUACCAAGGACAGCCCACAGCCCGCACUGCCGGCUCACCUGGGUCCUUCCUCGAUAGCUUUGGGCAGAGCCCUUGCUUCCUGGCUGCUCCAGGGUUCAGGGGCUCCCAGCCCUCGCUCCCAGGCUGAUGCUGGGUCCUCUCUCUCUCUGGGGCUUCUCCCUCCCAUUUCAGGGGAAAGGUCUGAGUCUCCAUGUUUCAGACCAGCUUCCGCGGGAAGGCAGUCUGGCAGGGAGGCUGGGAGGGGUGGCCACACGGUGGGGAGCUGAGAGGUGGGGGAAUGGUCCCAGACUCCUCUCGGGACCCCCAUCUACACAGGGCCUGGUGUUCUGCCCCAUCCGGCCCCUGGCCCAUCUCUUCUGUGCCUUAGUCACAUAUGAAAGCGCCCCUCUCUGGCUCCCUGUCUGUCCCACAUGCUCCCUGGGGCUCUUCGUUCAGCUGCUGGCGCUCACAGGAUCCUGCAGUGCUGGGCCCAGAGCCCUCAGACAGGCCUCAGGAGUGUUCAGGACCACCAAGUCCCUCCUCUCCCCCUCCACACUUCUAGACCUGGAGCCUCCGGAGCCAGAGCCCCCAGCAGGCUGGGCUUAUACCAGCUCCUGACUUAGGAAGAGCCUCGUGUCACAACACAUGUCCCUACAGGCAGUGUCCUGGCAUCUAAAACCCAGAUUAUCCCUGGGUUUGGGCUGCAGUAGCCUCGAGAAGCUGGUAGGGUAAGGGAGAGGGACUCUGCCGGUGUUCACUGGGGAUUCUUUCUUUUGGUCCUUCCUGGAAUGAACGGGUUCCCUCCCUGCCACCUGUGAGGAGAGUCGGGGCCUGGCUGUCUUCCUGGCCUCCUUCCUUCCCUUGUGGCAGAGGCCUGCAUGUGGGUGCCAGAGGCCAGCUCUCCCCCUCCGUCUUGGGGGGCCUGACCCGGGAAGGUGGGUACAGACACAGGCUGAGGACCAGCCCUGGCCCUGCCCCUGCCGUCUGCUUUCGCCAAGCUGUCUCCGACGUAGCUUCCCUUCUCCCUCCAGGCCAAAGUGUGCUGCUGACUCCCACCCCCUUGGUCAUCACCUGCCCCAGCGUUGCCGUUUGCGUGGAGGGUGGGGUUGGGGGGAGCUCAGUGGCAGGGAAUCAGUGGUCCCUGGGGUCAUGGGGAUGGGAACACGUGCCCAACCGCUCCAUCCCCUCCUCCUCCUUAGGAUGCAUAACCUACCUUGUCUUUUUUUUUUUUUUUUUUUUUUUUAAUUUUCUUUCCAGAUAGAGUAGCUCUUUGUACAUAAAGAAUACUUGAAAAAUUAAUUGUAUGAUGUAUGAGAAGACAGAGUCUCCUAGUUUUGUAUCUUGUUGUAUGACUGCCAUGAGUUCCACCAGAAAGCCACUCUAUUUUGGUCUCUGUGACAUUUUAAAUGCGUGACAGAAGUGAGCAAAUAAAGUGAGGAAGAAUAUAUAUAUGAGAUAAUAUAGAUUGUAUUGAAAUCUC